Molecule: messenger RNA, 711 nt
Organism: Heteronotia binoei (common prickly gecko)
Lineage: Eukaryota; Metazoa; Chordata; Lepidosauria; Squamata; Gekkonidae
Gene: CRYAB
Product: crystallin alpha B
Exons: 3
Coding region: 53-577 (174 amino acids)
Biological process (GO): response to heat; protein refolding
Molecular function (GO): protein folding chaperone; structural constituent of eye lens
Source: RefSeq, a predicted model, not a curated record
CGGCCGGCGGGACUCACAUCGCUGCCCAGGGUUUCCUCUUGGACCGAUCCAGAUGGAUAUCUCCGUUCACCAUCCUUUCUUCCGCAGACCCCUUUUGUCCAGCCUCUCGCCCAGCCGCCUCUUCAACCAGGCUUUCGGAGACCACAUUGGGGAAUCGGAGCUGUUCCCCGGCACCUCGGCGCUCAGCCCUUUGCUCCUGAGACCUUCCCUCCUAAGGCUGCCCAGCUGGGUAGAGAACAGAUUCUCGGAGAUGCGACUGGAUAAGGACAAAUUCUCUGUAAACGUUGACGUGAAGCAUUUCUCUCCUGAGGAGCUAAAAGUCAAGGUCCUGGGAGAGAUGAUCGAAAUCCACGGAAAACACGAGGAACGACAGGAUGAACAAGGCUUCGUAGCCAGAGAGUUCAACAGGAAAUACAAGAUCCCAGCUGACGUGGAUCCCCUCGCCGUCACUUCCUCCCUCUCUUCUGAUGGCGUCCUGACGGUGAACGGACCAAGAAAACCAAUGGAAAUCCCCGAGCGCACCAUCCCCAUCACCCGGGAGGAAAAAGCUGCCCUAGCAGGCGGACAAAGGAAGUAAACAGCUCUUUGGGGCCCACCGCUCUUUUAUACCCAAGAAAGCCUUUCUGUCUGUGCGCAGCGAGCAAUCCCAGCUUGUUUAUUUGUGCGGAGAUAUGCAGAUGAGCUUGUUUACUGACAAAUAAACCAAUGUAU